AUGGAUUCUUGCAUAACAGAGCCAAAUGCAAACGUUGACCAUAGUUCCAUUGUGUUGCUGAACGGUUCAGUGGUUUUUUCACAUUGUCCUUCCAAUACCGUUGCUGAAACACAGUGGGAUGUUUCAGGGUCUACAUGGGCGUACGGGGCGGCGAACAACACGUGUUUUAUGUUACUUUAUACGAUGUUCAGCUGGCUGCGGCAGUGGUGGUCACGCAUCUUUCUGUAUUGUUCUCGACGGAUGGGUCUAACACCACUAGGAGAGCAGGGGCAGGCCCUCCUGGGGGAGGAUAUGAGUCAGGCUGACCCCAGUGAUGAGUCGGAUGGGUCUAGAAUAUCUUCACAAAUGGCCGGUCUUUUUGUUGAGAAGAGACGGGAUAAUCAACCCAAGCGGAUACAAGCUGUAAAAGUGUUUUCUUCUCAGCGCGGCUACGCUCCACCGCGAUCCGGUUCCAAGAAAAACAUUAGUAGGCGUACGGACACACCAAGCUUGUCGCAAGGUCAUGCAGCUUCAGCAGAGGAUGGAAGCGAGAGCAGGAGGGUGCAUUCAGAUGAAGAAAGUUCGACUAGCUCGCAUUUGCACAGCGGCGUAGUUUCCAAAGAACGUUGGAUUAUGCAGCAUGGUGUUCUCGUGAGUGUCGGCCCCGAUGGACCCCUCAACGAAGUCACUGAUUCCAUGGUACAGCGCUUGAUAGGCGCUGGUGGUGCGUAUGUCCAGCAAGACCGUGGAGAACAGCGGAUAGCGAGCCAAGGUGUUUAUGUGGAUGUAAGUGAAACGAACUCUGCUGCUCGAGCACCGCCUCAAAUAGAUGUUGCAACGGUCCUGGAUAAACUUGAGGCUCAUCGUCAUCCUAUUUAUACUCUCGAACAACUUGUAGACUUUCUAACGCGUUGUGCAGAUUUUCUACCCUUACGUAUAGAGGUGGAGCGUGAGGGCACAUCACCUCCACAAGACCCCGUAAGGAGUAUGGAAAGAGGCAUGACUCCUACGUUGGAGUAUGGGUUGCACUUCCUAGGACCUUUGCAGCCCAACCCAUACACAGCCGUCUUAAGCGUCCUGGAGGAUGUCAUCAUGGACGACUGUGACAGCAAUGCACUGCGUCUUGUCAGCAUUCACUGUUCAGAUUUAUGUUUUUCUAGUCAUUUAUCUGUCUUUGAGGAGAACUCAGAGGGGAAGGGCUCACUUGGCGUCACAGGUGGUAGAACUUUAUCUCAGGUUGAUUGGCCGGCCAAGUCUGAUUUGGAUGACAUGAUGUCGCCCCAGUACCCACCUCAGCAACAUCAGCAGCCAGCCUGCCCGUUGAACGUUGUCGAUGGCGAGGGUGGCGGUUACCAGUUGGCCAAGUCCUCGCAGCUGUGGCUUAGCGGGUUCCCAUCGACACCACCGGUCUUGCAGGAUUCUCUAGAGUUGUUAAAGGAAUCCCACAUGCGUUUGCUGGGAAUUUUAAAAAAUGUGAUGGAUAAUAUGACCAACACCAUCCACUCAGUUUUGUUCACUCGCUGCAUGUUUGCCCCUAUAGACAUUGGGCAAUCGCUUCCCCUAACGCUCUCUCCGCUUGUGCAGCUUAUCUUUGAACAGUGUCCGCUUUCUCCAGCUCACAUAGACGCACUACUGCAGUUGGCUCGGAGCGAAACUAGACGUCAGACUUCUCCGGUUUUUUCUGGUGUGCAUCCUCCACCAGCCUUUUCGCGACUUGCAGAGCUGCAGCUUAGCGGCACCCUCACCGAGGAAUGCAUCUCAGAGCUGCUGAGUUUUUUUUGGGAUGAGGUGGUUGAUGAAAAAGGCACCGUGCUACGUGUGCUUCGUUUGCCAAGUCUACUUCUUCGGUCCGCCAAAAGUCAUCCUUUCAUUCAGGCACAUCCCUAUGUGCAAGUACUUCCACUGCCUUGA
Messenger RNA from Phytomonas sp. EM1, 1890 nucleotides. Lineage: Eukaryota; Euglenozoa; Kinetoplastea; Trypanosomatida; Trypanosomatidae. The record is from the annotation of a GenBank genome assembly.